Molecule: messenger RNA, 4550 nt
Organism: Egretta garzetta (little egret)
Lineage: Eukaryota; Metazoa; Chordata; Aves; Pelecaniformes; Ardeidae
Gene: PEX5
Product: peroxisomal biogenesis factor 5
Exons: 15
Biological process (GO): protein import into peroxisome matrix, docking
Cellular component (GO): peroxisomal membrane; cytosol
Molecular function (GO): protein binding
Source: RefSeq, a predicted model, not a curated record
UGGCGGCAGGAAGGCCGCCGGGCCCCGCUGGCCUGGCCCCCUGGGGCUCCCGGAGCUGCAGCCGUAUCCAAACCGCUGGGAGUGGCCACCGAAGAUGAGCUGGUUGGAGAGUUCCUGCAAGAGCAGAAUGCCCCUUUACUGUCCCGUGCACCUCAGACCUUUAAGAUGGAUGACUUGUUGGCUGAGAUGCAAGAGAUUGAACAGUCAAGCUUCCGACAGGCCCCUCAGCGAGCUCCAGGUGUGGCAGCCCUGGCACUGUCUGAAAACUGGACCCAGGAAUUCUUGGCUGCAGCAGAUAGUGCUGGUGAUGUCUCUUCAGAUUACAAUGAGGCUGACUGGUCACAGGAGUUCAUCGCUGAAGUGACAGAUCCGCUCUCUGCGUCUCCGGCCAAGUGGGCAGAAGAAUACCUAGAGCAGUCAGAGGAGAAACUGUGGCUUGGGGAAUCGGAAGAUCAGUCUUUGGCAGAUAAAUGGUAUGAGGAAUAUCAACCUGAGGAUGAUCUUAAGAAAACAGUUAGUGAUUUCCUCUCUAAAGUGGAUGAUCCAAAACUCAAGAAUUCUGAGUUCCUAAAGUUUGUCCGCCAGAUCGGAGAUGGGAGGGUAUCGAUCGAAGCUAAUCAGGUGACCCACAGAGACCAAGAUCAGGCAGAGCAAUGGGCAGCUGAGUUUAUACAGCAGCAGGGGCCAUCCGAUGCCUGGGUGGAUCAAUUUGCACGAUCUGGGAACAUGUCAACUCUUGAUACGGAAUUUGAGCAGGCAAAGACUGCUGUGGAGUCAGAUGUGGACUUCUGGGACAAACUCCAGGCAGAAUGGGAGGAGAUGGCCAAGAGAGAUGCAGAGGCUCACCCUUGGCUCUCUGAUUAUGAAGACCUCAGCUCCUCAUCAUAUGACAAGGGUUACCAGUUUGAGGAAGAUAAUCCCAUGAGAGAUCACCCAGAUGCAUUUGAAGAGGGGCGGAAGCGCUUGGAAGAAGGUGACCUCCCUAAUGCUGUCUUGCUCUUUGAGGCUGCAGUGCAACAGAAGCCAGAUCACAUGGAGGCCUGGCAAUAUCUGGGAACCACCCAAGCAGAGAAUGAACAGGAGCUUUUGGCAAUCAGUGCCCUCAGACAGUGCUUGGAACUGCAGCCUGGGAACCUCACGGCACUUAUGGCUUUAGCAGUCAGCUUCACUAAUGAGUCCUUGCAGAAGCAGGCAUGUGAGACCCUGCGGGACUGGCUACGCCAUAAACCAGACUAUGCCCACCUGCUGGAGAAGGAACCAGAGGAGAGUGUCUCAGGGACAAACUUGGGGCCUUCCAAGCGUGUCCUAGGUUCCCUGCUGUCUGACUCGCUAUUCAUGGAGGUGAAAGAGCUGUUCUUAGCAGCUGUGCGCAGCAACCCUUCAACUGUGGAUCCUGAUGUUCAGUGUGGCUUGGGUGUUCUUUUCAACCUUAGUGGCGAGUAUGAGAAGGCUGUGGAUUGCUUCAGUGCCGCACUCAGUGUGCGCCCCAACGUAAGAAUGGGCAGUCUGUGGAAGCUGGAGGACCAUCUUCUAUGGAACAAGCUCGGUGCCACCCUGGCCAAUGGGAAUCGGAGUGAGGAAGCUGUGGCCGCAUAUCGUCGGGCACUGGAGCUCCAGCCGGGAUACAUCCGCUCUCGCUACAACUUGGGCAUCAGUUGCAUCAACUUAGGUGCCCACCGUGAGGCUGUGGAGCACUUCUUAGAGGCUUUGCACAUGCAGCAGAAGAGCCGAGGUCCGCGGGGGCAGCAAGGUGCUAUGUCUGACAACAUCUGGAGCACCCUCCGCAUGGCCCUCUCCAUGCUGGGGCAGAGUGACCUGUACGGGGCAGCUGAUGCCCGUGAUCUUCCCACACUGCUUCAGGCAUUUGGCCUCCAGCAGUGACUCUCGGAUGGGCUCCCCUGCGAGUGCAGGGUUGGCCCAGCCCAGCAGUGACCUUCCUUAGAGAGAAAAUGUUCGCUAGGGUUCACACAUAUCUUUGCUCUGGUAGGGCAGAUCGUUGGCACCUGUUUUUUCAAGGACCUCCCACUGAAGCAUGCAACUUCCCCUACCUGUCUGUUGUGGCCUGAGCAUCUCUGAGCGGUUCGUGCUGUCACCUCUGUGACUGACUGACAUUCUGCUGGUAGGCAGGUGAUCAAAGUGGGGAAGACAGCAACACCCAGCCCUCUUGCCAGACUGCAUUUGCAGUAAUGCCAGCUUGGCUAUGAUGCCUUACAAUAGCCAUUCUGCAGAGACGACCUGCUGGAUGAGUCUCAAGUGCAGGUUGCUUUGGUGGGGUGGGAUUGCCAUUUGGUAAAAGGGUGAAAAAUUCUGGGUUUUGAGCAUGCUUCCCCCAUGUAUGUGCUUGCAUGUGUGUAUAUGUGGGCUGCUAGGGAAAAGUGGGGACAGCAGUCCCCUUUUCUGGGUACUGGUAACUUCAUGGUAGAGCCAGAUGCUAGUUUCUCAGUGUCUCUUCAUGAGCCUUUUAAGAGCAGAGUAUUGUGCUUAUGCUAGGGUCACAGGUGGAGGCCCUUAGGCUAUCAGGAUAAGAGGAGAUCCCAGAGUUCAGACUUGAGGGAAUGUGAUGGGAAUAAAAGUCUGAAAUGUAACCUCCCUUCCCAGAAAUAUGGUGGGGAAAGGGUCAAGUCUUAAUUUUCACUUGAUCAUCUGUCAUUGUUUUUCUUUGUGCAGAGGUUCCCCAUCUUGUGUGUAACUGAAUCUUGUUAAUUAUAAAUAUCUGUAUAUGAUUAUAUUGGGGAAAAUGUUUUUUAAUUGUAAAGUAUUUUGUAUAAUAAAGGGUGGAAAAUUAAAAUUGCCAAAAUAGCAUCUUUGUGCUUCUGUUGGAGCUGCCUGCACUGGGUAGUACAGAUCUCUGGGGGUAUAAGCCCACUGGUUUUCAAAAGAUCGAUCAGAGUCUUAGAUUCUGUCUCCCCUUUUGACCCAGGUUUUGUUUUAUUGAUAGGUUAUAUGCAAAUGAACCUUAAAGGACCUCAUUUUGCUGUAGCCUCAGGCUUCAGUUCUGUGAGCCAGCAGAAGAGUUUCCCUGUGCCAAGUGCUCUCUUUUUCCUUGCUUAGGUUUAGGGGUCAGUGAAGCACUUUUUUUCCAUUUUCUUGCCAUCUGCAGUGAGGGAAGUUGUGUUACAUUUCAUCACUUUUUUGAGGAACCUGACUGCUGCAGUAGUCAAGACGGGAGGCUUACGCAGGGAACGCUUACCCUUCCUCUUCCACCAGGCACCUGUUUCUUCAUACCCCUACCUCACAGGCCUGUUUUUCUCUCAUUACUGUAAUGACCAGGAGCAGAAAGCAUGUGCAGAGAACAGUCCUUGCUGUACAUUUUCUGAGCUCUAGCUCUAGCUCCGGCCCUGUGGCACUGAAAUCUACGUGCAGUCUUCCAAAACUGCUGUAACACAUGCAAAACAAUUUGUGCUGCCUAAAAGCAAGAGAAACACCGCUGCUGUGUUCUGCUCACACAUGCUGCUCCUUGACCAGAGAUGUGCCUUUCAGUUUUUACUGAUCUCAGUCCUUCUGUCAGAUUCUUCUCUGCUCAGUGAAAGAAAAAUUAGUGCCUAUGCUGUUCCUCGCCUGCUGUCCAGGUGUUCUCCCUUCCUGAGUUCUCUGCUGUCCAUCUCCCCACUGAUUUCUUUUGCCUCUGUGGUGGUGCAUCCCCCCUGCCCUUUUCUCCUGAACUGCUCUACAAUUUCAGGAAUUCCCACCACACCUUGGCCUUUGUGUAAUGAGUUGGACGGUUAAGCAUCCCUUAACUGUACCAGGAACUACUGUGCGGCUGAGGAGGGGAGCGGCACUGUCCAUACUAGAAACACCAGUUGACUUGUCAAGGCAGGGAGUGAGAGCAAGGAACAAUCAGUUAUCCCCUGACAGCUUUCAACAUACCUUACUUGGAUCAUAACCCGAGCGAAGCGGCACCAUUGUUACUGGAAUUCCAGUAAAUUACCAACCUGGAUUGUGGCCAGGACAGAAAUUUACUCAUGACUAAAGCAAAUAAUCUUGUGACCCUAUAAAUAGUGGUCCUAAGUGAGUCCCUUCAAGCUCUCCUGGACCACAGCAGAUUGCGGCCAGCAUCUCCCUCUGAGUUGGAUGCCUCUCAGAGCUUGCAAACUCUCAAGUUUGCAAAAAUUGGAGGUCCACUGCAGAAGACCAAUGAGCCUGGGCUGAAAGCCUUCACCCCUUGAGGCUCAGUCCUCGCCUGUUGACAAAUACAGAGAUAUUUGAUGUGAAUAUUUCACUGAAUUCAAGGGGAAUUUUUAACAGGAAAGAAGAAAAAUGAAUCUGUAUCAAGGGUGACAACAACGAGGUCACCCAAACCCAGUCUUGUUUCUUCUCUUAAUCAAGAUAAGUAUACUCCUUCCAGACCAGAUGCAAAAUCCUUGGGCAGUUCAGAUGCAAGAUCUUUGGGACCAUGCACUACUAAAUUAUACUGGGAGUGUUGGGAUCUCACCAAAAGAUGAGACUUCUUUGGUCAUAUGUGAAAGUGAGGUGUGCCUGAAAUGGAAAUGGAAAAUGCUGCAUACCAAAGGAAUUAAAAUAUCUCACAAUAAUAAUAACAACACUUACUA